This is a messenger RNA of Paramormyrops kingsleyae, 1578 nucleotides long. Its product is annotated as phosphatidylinositol N-acetylglucosaminyltransferase subunit Y. Gene Ontology annotation, biological process: GPI anchor biosynthetic process. The record is from RefSeq and is a predicted model, not a curated record. Gene Ontology annotation, cellular component: glycosylphosphatidylinositol-N-acetylglucosaminyltransferase (GPI-GnT) complex. Lineage: Eukaryota; Metazoa; Chordata; Actinopteri; Osteoglossiformes; Mormyridae.
AGCAACCUUCAGUAUCUACAGUACGGGUUUUGAAUUGACUAUGUGCAUUAGACGGAAUAAAUUAUAAAAGUAAAUCUUCAGAAAUAUUGAGGAUGGCACAGUUUCCAGAGACUUUGAUGACGCGUAUCCAAAAUCUUAUUACUAAAAACUGAGUAAUUAUAUGCAAGCACCGCAUGAAAUGAAUACAUAUAGCGUAUGCAGGCUAUAUGAAAACAAACGUGAAGUUAGGGAGGACAACGACCAAAAAACACCGUCAAGUGAGGAGUUAUACUACCACCUCUCGGUAGUAUACGAUCUAUCGGGUUUGUGCUUUGCAAGGCACGAAGAGAAGACCAGUGGACAGAAAGUUUGUGGAGUUUGGUAGAAGCAUUAAAGGACGUGCUUCCGUGAUACAAGUGAUUUUCAUGGACUGUGUUAAAGAAGAAAUCAAGAGAAAGCACAGUAAUUAACAGACUAUUCUGACUACCAAGAUGGUUUUUUCUCUUUCCACUGUGACGGUCCUGAUUCCAAUCGUGUCUCUUUUGGGACUUUUUUACUCUGCUAGUAUGGAUGAGAAUUUCCCACAAGGAUGCACAAGCACAAGUAGUCUGUGUUUCUAUAGCCUUCUCUUGCCUGUCACUAUACCGGUUUAUGUAUUUUUCCAUCUUUGGAAAUGGAUGGGAAUCAAACUCUUCAGACAUAAUUAAUUUCAGAAUUAUAAGUGAACUGGAUUGGGUACAACUUUGCCUCUUCCUAUUCAUGUUAUAAUUUUAAGGUGGAUUUAUGAAUGGAAUUUUCGAAAGAUUUAAAAUAAGACAACUGGAUGUAAUUAGGGAUCUAUGCGACCAAUGAUUUGUAUUCUUUUAUGCUUUGUCAGUGUUUAUUAAACUGAAGAAAAUGAUUAUAUCUCUUAUAUCUCCUAUUAUGAGAUUGAACAAAUGUAUGUGAUGAUUUUUUUCAGUUUGAAUAAGGUGGCUUCAUUGGUCUAUAAAUUAUUUAAUUUAAGUAACAGUUGGUUGCUUGAUAAUGUGGCGGUAUUGUCGUAUAUUUAAACCAAGUCAUUUUUUUUUCCCCAUUCCCUUUUUCAAGCUGUUAUGAGGUUUUGUAAUGGCACUUUCGUUACAUUGUUUUUAAACUUAGCUAUAAACCUAUGACUUUGUUAUUGAAUAGGAAUGCUAACCAUAUUCUGCCCAAACAUGAUGCUAUUGAAUUGCAUGCUAUUGAAAGGCUGCAGCUGCAUAUUUUUGUGGGUAGGAAACGGGUGCAUAAGUGAGGUAGCAGACAUGUAACUAAAAGAGUAAUGGUUUCCUAUGCUGGCCAUACUCGUGUGACCUGGAAUGAGAUGCUUUACCUGAAUCUCAUCAAAAAUGUAAAUAUGACGCACACAAUAUGCAUUCAUUUUUAAACUUAUCAUAUAUAUACAGUAUGUAUAUAUUGGGUCCGUGUCCAUUUCCCCACAAAUAAUCUUAAAAUUACUGCUCCUUUAAAUUUGCUGAGAAUGUGGGUGGUGGAAGGGGUCAUUUGGUGCAAUUGCCCUCCAGAUGCCCAAAACAGAAUGACGCAGUCGUUUUUACAAAUAAACGUUAUAUCUGAUGCUGA